Messenger RNA from Misgurnus anguillicaudatus (oriental weatherfish), 12122 nucleotides. Lineage: Eukaryota; Metazoa; Chordata; Actinopteri; Cypriniformes; Cobitidae. The record is from RefSeq and is a predicted model, not a curated record.
UGGGCGGAGCUCUGGAGCCGCGGAGUAGACGCGCAAGUCUUUUGUUAUUCAUGUGCGAAGAAAAGUUUGCAGCAGUGCCCGGAUAUAGGAAUAUACACUAGGAGAAUUUAAAGACUCGAGCUGGAUCACUUUAAGGUGUUGUUGAAAGGUUUUCGAGUAUUUAUCACUGAUCAGAGAUCUGCGUGUGUAGUUUACAUGACUGGAUGUGUCCCAACACGAGUCAAUGAUUCAUUAUUUACUGACUGAUGUGAAGUCAGUGUACUGCAUCGGGACGCAAAGGGAUUUACAGUGGUGUGGUUCAUAUAAAGCCAAAUCCUGCUGGAGGGGAUCAUAUGUACCUGUAACACCCGAGAAGGAAGAUGGCUACCGCUGGAACGCUGUCAGAGGCCUCUGAGGGCGGAGACAAUAAUGAGUUCACUGACAUCAUCAAAACGAGAUCAGAUGAACAUGACGCUGUCCAGAAGAAAACAUUCACAAAGUGGAUCAAUGCUCAGUUCUCCAAGACUGGAAAGCCGGCCAUUAAAGACAUGUUCUCUGACCUGAGAGAUGGAAAAAAACUGCUUGAUCUUCUCGAGGGUCUCACUGGAUCUAAACUGAUUAAAGAGCGUGGCUCCACUAGAGUUCACUCCCUCAACAAUGUCAACAAAGUCCUGCAAGUUCUUCAUCAGAACAGCGUGGAUUUGGUGAAUAUUGGAGGGAGUGAUAUUGUUGAUGGCAACCAUAAACUGACUCUAGGACUCAUCUGGAGUAUUAUACUACACUGGCAGGUUAAAGAUGUUAUGAAGGAUGUGAUGUCCAGCCUUCAGCAGACCAACAGUGAGAAGAUUUUACUGAGCUGGGUGAGAAACUGCACCCGUAGCUAUGACGGCGUCAAUGUGCUCAACUUCACUACCAGCUGGGCGGACGGCCUGGCGUUCAAUGCCGUCCUGCACCACUUCAGGCCUCAUGGGUUCAGCUGGGAGAAAGUAGUUAAUUUAACCCCAGUCGAGAGAUUGGACCACGCGUUCAAGUUUGCCAAAGAUCAGCUCAACAUCGAGAAGCUACUGGACCCAGAAGAUGUGGCUGUGCAGUUACCUGAUAAGAAGUCUAUCAUCAUGUAUGUGACCUCACUCUUCGCUGUGUUACCCAAUGACAUCACAAUGGAUGACAUCAGAGAGGUGGAGACUCUGCCUAGACGCUAUAAGGUGGAGCCAGAGGAAGGGCACACUGUGGCCCCAAUGGGAUUGGCUGGAGAGCCAGAGGGGGCGGGCAGCACUCGGGCAGAGACACCCAGCACUUUGACGGAGAUGGAGAUGGAGGGAGAUCUGGAUGUAAAUCUGGACACGUAUCAGAUCACUCUGGAGGAGGUGCUCACCUGGCUGCUGUCGGCUGAAGACGCACUGCAGAUGCAGGAUGAAGUGUCCGAUGAUGUUGAGGAGGUCAAAGACCAGUUUCAUACGCACGAGUCCUUUAUGAUGGAGUUGACAGCCCAUCAGAGCAGUGUGGGUAACGUCUUACAGGCGGGAAACCAGCUGAUCGCUCAAGGAAACUUGAGUGAGGAAGAGGAGGAGGAGAUCAGAGAACAGAUGACCCUACUCAACUCCCGCUGGGAAAACCUGCGCGUCGCCAGCAUGGAUCGCCAGUCCAGACUUCAUGAGAUUCUGAUGGAACUACAACAACAGCAGCUUCAACAGCUCUCUGAUUGGCUGACACAAACAGAGGGACGGAUCCGAAAGAUGGAGAGAGAACCGAUAGCAGGAGAUGUGGAGGGAUAUCUGGCCCAGAUAGAGCAGCACAAGGUGUUGCAGAAUGACCUGGAGGUGGAGCAGGUGAAGGUGAACUCUCUUACACAUAUGGUGGUGGUUGUGGAUGAGAACAGUGGAGAGAGCGCCACUGCUGCUCUGGAAGACCAAUUACAGUCACUGGGAGAACGCUGGGCAGCGGUGUGUCGGUGGACAGAAGAGCGUUGGAACAAACUCAAGGAAAUUCAGUUGGUGUGGCAGCGGUUACUGGACGACCAGAAUUUGUUUAGCUCCUGGCUUGCAGAGAAGGAGAGAGCAUUAAGUGAAGUUCAGACGUGUGAUUUUAAAGACCCCAGUGAAAUAAACGCCAGCGUUCGCACAUUAGCAAACCUUAAGGAGGACAUGUCUCAAAAGCGGAGGACACUGAGCGCUCUGACAGAUGCUGGGCAAGACGUGAUGGUGUUGUUAAACAGUCCAGCAGCUGCUCAGAAGAUCGAGAAGGACACAGACGUGCUGACCCAGCGCUGGGAUAACCUCGUCCAGACACUGGAGGACUGCUCCAGCCAGGUAACUGAUGUGGUGUCUGUUGCUGGGAUGCAUCAGGUACAGGAGAGGCGGGUUGUCACGGAGACGGUCACAACGGUGACAACACGGAUGGAACAGACCAUCAGCAGCAAUAGGGAGCGGGAGUUACUGCCAUCUGGCCCACCGAAACGAAGACAUCUGGAUACAGACGCAGAGCUCAGGACACUAGCUGAAACUGAUGUUCCUGAGGUUUUGUCACAGCUGGCUGAGUGGAAAUCAUCUGCUCUAGCUGUGAGAGAUUCAUCUGUCAUAAAGGACAAACUACAGGCUCUGGAGGCGGGGCUUGCUGACAAGGAGGGUCCAGUUAAAGAAGUGCUGCAGAAAGGCGAGAAGAUGAUCGAACAGCUGGAGAAAGAGGGUCUGUCUGCAGACGAAGCUCGCUCCCACCUGGAAUCUGUGCGUAAGGAAUGGGUCAUCUGUCAAAACCUCAUCCAGGAUCUGAAGAACCGAGCUCAGGUUCUAGAGCGGGUGGAGUCGGUUCUCUCCGGGAUCAAGGUUGUAGAUGGAGUGCUGCUGGAGAAGGAGAAAUGGUUGAUGUCCACAGAGGGGUUUAAAGAGAAACUCGACCAGCAGGAGCUGCUACAAACACUUAAAGACGAAUGUGAGUGUGGUUUAGCAGAUCUGGUUAAGCUGCAGGCGCAGAUAGACGAUCUUUGCGCUCAGGGGGAACUUCUGAACGCAGAUCCUGGUGUACCUGAUAACCUGAGAUCCAAUCUGACAGUGCUGACAUCACGCCACAGUACAGCCAUUGAAGAACUGAAGACACGACAGCAAGACAUCAGUACAGUAUUGUCCAGGCUCAUGGGCUCCAGAGCUCUGCAGCAGAUGGACUUCAGACUGACAUCUCUCAGAGAUGAUGUCAGAGAUAUACCCACAGCUGAACAAGGAGUCACUAAAACUCAGGCUCUGUGUACCGAGAUAGACUUGCAGCGGCAGAAGGUUUCAGAUCCUGAGGAGCAGCAGUGUUGGACCGAGCUUUCAAGUGCCGCCCAGGAUCAGCUCGGCAUUCUGCAGUGCAUUCUGGGUAGCAUGAAGGACACAAAGGUUAAGAGCGAGGAGGUGGGUCGCUGGUUAGAUGCGGUUGAGGAACUGCUGUCUCGAGACACGAGCGGUCACGGCGACAAACUACAGGAAGAACUCGAGCAGUGCAAGGAGUUUGUUGGUGAGAUGGAGAGCGUGGAGUCGUCUUUGAAGCAGAUGGUAGAGAAUGUUGCAGCCGUGCAGCAGAGUGCAGUACCGAGCCUGACCAGCUGGGGGCAGAAAGAACUGGAUGAGAGUCAGAUGCGCUGGGACUUGCUCAGUAAAGAGCUGGUGAGACGUGAGGAGCGUGUGAGCGAAGGUCAGGAGAAAGUUAUGAACCUGAAGAAGGACGUGGCGGAGAUGCGUGAGUGGAUGAUUCAAGUGGAUGAGGAGUGUCUCAUGAGAGACUUUGACUGUAAGAGUCCAGAAGAGCUGGAGGAGGCACUUCAAGAGAUGAAGAGAGCCAGAGAGGAUGUGUUACAGAAGGAAGUACGGGUGAAGAUUUUAAAGGACAACAUCAAUGCGCUGAUAAGUACGAUGCCUCCCGGUGGUCCGGACCUGAGCGCUGAACUCUCUGAAGUCCUACAAAACUAUCAGAAACUGUGUGAUCGCUUCAAGAGCAAGUGUCACACUCUUGAGGAGGUCUGGUCAUGCUGGUGUGAGCUCCUGCAGUAUUUGGAUGUGGAGUCGGGCUGGAUAAACACGCUGGAGGAGAAAGUUCAGACCACAGAAAAUGUUCCAGAUAGCACCGAAGCUCUGGCUGAAGCUCUGGAGUCUUUGGAAUCGGUUCUUCGUCAUCCGGGUGAUAACCGGACUCAGAUCCGUGAGCUGGCUCAGACUCUCAUUGAUGGAGGCAUCCUGGAUGAACUCAUCACUGAGAAACUGGAGAACUUCAACUCGCGCUAUGAUGAGCAGACUCACCUGGCUGCCAUGCGUCAGAUUUGUCUGGAGCAGCAGUUGGCCAUCCUAAAAGAGAACGAGACAGCUUUACAAACACUACAAACAUCUCUCACACAUAUGGACCAAACGCUCACUUCAUACCUCACAGAUCGCAUCGACGCUUUCCAGCUGCCACAGGAAGCUCAGGCGAUCCAGACAGAGAUUGCUGCUCAUGAAGCAACACUGGAGGAUUUAAGAAAGAGGAAUGUGGGUAAUGUGCCUCCAUCAGCGGCAGAAGGCAAAUCGGUGCGAGGAGGUACACAGCUAGACCAGUUACAGCGGAAACUCCGUGAGAUUAGUACAAAAUUCCAGCUAUUCCAGAAACCGGCUAACUUUGAGCAGAGAAUGUUGGACUGCAAGAGGAUUCUGGAUAAUGCCAAAGCUGAACUUCACGUGCUGGAUCUGAGAGACACCCAACCAGAAGAGAUACAAACCCACCUUACCGGCUGCAUGAAACUGUAUAAGAUCUUGAGUGAAGUGAAACUAGAAGUGGAGACGGUGAUUAAAACAGGCAGACAGAUUGUACAGAAACAACAGACAGACAAUCCUAAAGGCAUGGAUGAGCAACUCACCUCCCUGAAACUACUCUACAAUGACCUGGGAGCUCAGGUGACGGAGGGGAAGCAAGAUUUGGAGAAAGCUCUGUCUCUGUCUCAAAGGCUGCAGAAAGACAGCGCCGCCCUUCAGGCCUGGAUGAAGCAGACCGACACGCAGCUCAAAGAGAAACUCGACACGGGCGACAUGCCCGAAGAUAUCGACGCAGAGAUCGCUUGGGCAAACGGUGUUUUAAAGGAGUCUGAGAGGAAGAAGAACGAUCUGUCUGUAAUAAUGGAGAACAGCGCCGCCCUGCAGGCGUUAGUGGAGGGAAGUGAAGCUCAGCUGGAGGAUAAAUUGUUUGAACUAAAUGAGGAUUGGGAACGUGUGCACACGCUGAUAGAGGAUUGGCUCAGUGCUGUUCUGAAUCACAGAAGUGAAGUGGAGAUGUUUGAUGAAAACCUGGCACACAUCAGCACAUGGCUCUAUCAGACUGAGAUUCGAUUGGAUGAGAUGGAGAAGAUGUCUGCUGCAGAGAGAGAGAGAAUGAUGAAGGCUGUGUUGUGUGAGUUGGAGGGGAUGAGCGUGCGUGUGGACAGUGCACGUGAUCAGGCGGUUAUACUGAUGACCAGCAGAGGGCCUGCGUGCAGAGAGCUGGUGGAGCCUAAACUGGCCGACCUGAACCGAAGCUACCACAAGGUGGCACAACACAUCAGUGCCGCUAAGGUGUCUGCUGGACUUGAGGUCAAACAGGAGGAGGCGCGGACGCAGCAGGAGGUGUUGAGUGAAAGUUCAGCUGCUCCUCUCGCCUCAUCAUCACUACAAGUGUUUGAAUCUGAACUACAGGGUGCUCUCAAAGCCCUCGACCAACAGGACCAUACACACACAACUGAUGAUGACAGGUUGGAUGAGGAGAAAGCUCAUGUUGAGGAGGUGUUAAGGAGAGGUGAGGAGGUGCUGCUGUCUGUUGCCGAUGAGGACAGAAGGAUGGAGAUCCGCAGGAAACUCACACUGCUACAAACACGCUACAAGGAGCUGCAUAUCAUCAGAACUCGGGUAGUUGUUGAAGAAACAAUCGACUCGUUGUCUUCUCCACAGAGAGCCGACUCAUCCCCCUCUCCACCGCAUGAGAGGAGCGUGUCUGUCUCUCCAUCUGACUAUCUGCUGGACAUUAAUAAGGUCCUGUUGGCCAUGGCCGACAUCGAGCUGCUCUUGAACUCUUCAGAGCUGAGCGGAGGACUGUUUGAAGAUUUCUCCAGUCAGGAGGACACACUCAGGAGUAUAAGGGAGAGUCUGGAGCGUUUGGGUGAACAGGUUCAGGUGAUCAAUGAGCAUCAGCCUGAUGUGAUUCCAGAAGCUUCCAGACAGGAGAUGACACAGAUAUCAGAUGCCCUUACACAGCUGAAUUCAGAGUGGGACCGAGUCAACCGUAUGUUCGACCAGAGGAAAGGAUGUUUUGAUCAAGCUGUAGAGGAGUGGCGACAGUUUCACUGUGAGAUGAAUGACCUUUCACAGUGGUUGAGUGAUACUGAACAGAUCCUGGCCGAUGGAGAACUGGAUGUACAGCGCGCCCGUGCACAACAACAGGAUCUAGAGGAGGGUUUGGCGUCUCAUCAGUCUGUUAUGGCGACGUUGAGUCGGUCCGGUCAGCACAUCAUCGGCCAGUUAUCCUCACCUGACAGUGUGCUACUUCAGGAAAAACUGGACGCUUUGAGACAUCGCUGGAUACAGGUCCAGAGACAAGUGUCAGACCGCCAGCGCAGAUUGACGGGUGAAGAUCCAGCGGUGAUGGAGGUCAUUCAGAGGACCGACGGUCUGGCUCAGUGGUUGGAUCAGGCCGAGGUUGCCGUGGCGACAUUGCCCGUGUCCGCCACUGAUAAGAGCCUUAAAGAGCUCAAGGCCCUAACAGAAGAGAUGGAUACACAGAAUGAGACGUUAUCCUGGCUGAAUAAGAGCGGAUCUCAGAUCUUGUCAAACUCAAAUCUUAAUCCUCACGACAGAGACAUUCAUAUGAAUAAACUACGACAGAUAAACAUCAGCUGGAGUCAAGUGAGCGGUGUAUUGCUUGAUAAAGUCCGGGAGGUGGAGGGUCGUCUGCAGACACACAAACAGGUCCAGGACGAGAGCAGACUGAUGUCAUAUGGGCUGUUUCAGGAACGCAUAAGCAGACUUACUGACUGGAUUUACAUCAGCAGCCAAUCACUGAGUGACGUCUCACCCACCGAGAGACAGGUUCUGGAAAUGUCCAUGCGAGAGCAGAAGCGAGAGUUGGAGGACUUGUUGUCUUACUCUAUUGAGCUCCAGAGAAAACAGCUGCUUUCACAGCAGGAUAAGGGCAAAAUUGAACAGUUGGCUUCCGACUGGAAAGCUCUGGACAUCAGAUUGAAGGAGACGCCGCAGCAGCCUUUGUCACCGUGGACUCAACAGGUCACCCAACAACACUUCACAGCGCCGCCUGUGGUUCACAUGGUCAGUGUGAUGAGCGAGGAGCGUCGCCACAGUCCAGAGCUGAUGGCUCCGACCGAUCUCAACCAGACCGCCACAGAGCUGGCAGACUGGCUUCUUCUCAUCCAACAGAUGCUCAAAUCCAACAUCGUCACAGUGGGAGACAAAGAUGAGAUCCUCACCACCAUCAGCCGUCUGCAGGUGACUAAAGGUGAUUUAGAGCAGAGACAUUCUCAGCUGGAGGACAUCAUCACGCUCGCUCAGAACAUCAAAAACAAAACAUCUAACCUGGACGUGAGAACCUCCAUCUCAGAGAAACUGGAGAAAGUUCGCAGCCAAUGGGACGGCACACAGAACGGCGUGGAGGCGCGGCUUCAGCAGCUGGAUCGCAUGAUCGGUCACAGCGACCAAUGGGACGAGCAGAGACGACAGGUGAAGGCUCUGAUCGGUCAAAACGAGAUGCGUUUGCAUAACCUGCUGCAGCCGAGCCGAGAGCCGCUCACCGUACAGAUCGUUGACAACAAGGCGUUCCUGCAGGAGCUCGGUCGUGGACAAGAGAGCGUGACUUCAUUCAACGAGUUGUCCAAUCAGCUGCUGCGGGAAUAUGCCUCUGAUGACACACGAAGGGUCAAAGAAGUCAUGGACAAAUUCAACAAUUCCUGGAACGGCAUCAAUAACAGGGCGUCGGACCGCCAGGCGGCUUUGGAUUCGGACCUAAAGACUCUGCAGGUGUCUCUUCGAGAGCUGGAGUCUUUUCUUAAAUGGCUACAGGAGGCGGAGACUACAGUUAACGUGUUAUCUGACGCUGCCCAGAGGGAGGGGCUCUCGCAGGACUCCGCCCACAUCAAAGAACUGAAAGGUCAACUCGGGGACAUCCAGGCGGAGAUUGAAGCUCAUAAUGAUGUGUUCAGGAAUGUGGAGGGGAAUAAGUUAAGGAUGGUGAAGGCUCUGGGGAGUUCAGAUGAAGCUGUAUUCCUCCAACAGAGACUGGACGACAUGAACCAACGCUGGAACGAUCUCAAAGCCAAAUCUUCUAACAUACGUGCUCAUCUGGAGGCCAGUGCUGAACGCUGGAACAGACUUCUGUCGGUACUGGAGGACUUGAGCCGCUGGAUCAGUGUGAAAGAUGAAGAACUGAACAAACAGAUGCCCAUCGGAGGAGAUGUGCCAACACUACUGCAACAACAGAACCACUGCACAGCUCUGAGGGCGGAGCUCAAGGAGCGUGAGUAUUUAGUACUCAGCACAUUGGACCAGGCACGCAUGUUUCUGGCUGACCAGCCAAUCGAAGGACCAGAGGAGCCACGCAAGAACCUGCAGCUUAAAACGGACCUGAGCCCAGAGGAGAAGGCCCAGCGGGUGGCUAAAGCGAUCCGUAAGCAGACGGCGGAGGUUGGUGAGCGCUGGGAGAGGUUGAUGGGACAUGUGGGCACCUGGCAGGAUCAGGUGGAGAGAGCUCUAGAUAAACUUCAGGACCUCCAGAGCUCCAUGGACCAGCUGGACCUCCGUCUAGCCCAGGCUGAGGAGCUAAAAGCAGGCUGGCAACCCGUGGGAGAUCUUCUCAUAGAUUCCCUACAGGACCAUAUCGACAGAACCACGGCGUUUCGUGAGGAGAUAACUCCUCUCAAACAGGACGUCCGAGCUGUGAAUGAACUGGCAGGUCAGUUGGCACCACUGGAUGUUCAGCUGUCCUCCACCACAAACCGCCAGCUGGACAACCUCAACAUGCGCUGGAAACUACUGCAGGCAGCUGUAGAGGAUCGGUUAAAGCUCUUGCAGGAAGCACACAGGGAUUUUGGUCCAUCUUCUCAACACUUCUUAUCCACUUCUGUCCAGACGCCCUGGCAGAGAGCCGUGUCUCAGAAUAAAGUGCCCUACUACAUCAAUCAUCAGAACCAGUCCACGUGCUGGGACCAUCCCAAGAUGACCGAGCUCUAUCAAUCCCUUUCUGACCUCAACAACGUGCGAUUCUCUGCAUACAGAACGGCCAUGAAGAUCCGGCGUCUACAGAAAGCGCUCUGCCUGGACCUGUUGGAUCUGAAUGUGGCUCAGUCGAUGUUUCAGCAGCAUAAGUUGACCGUAAACUCUCAGCAGCUGACGGUUCCUGAGGUCAUCAACUGUUUGACGUCAAUCUAUGAUGGUCUGGAGCAGGAACACAAAGAUCUGGUCAAUGUCCCACUGUGUGUGGACAUGUGCCUUAACUGGCUGCUCAACGUCUAUGACACGGGUCGCAGUGGAAAGAUCCGCGUUCUGUCCAUGAAGAUCGGCCUACUCUCUCUUUGCAAGGGUCACCUGGAAGAAAAAUACAAAUGUUUGUUCAAUCAGGUGUCUUCAGCGGGUGGUACGUGUGACCAGAGGCAGUUGGGUCUUCUGCUCCAUGAUGUCAUUCAGAUCCCUCGACAGUUGGGUGAGGUGGCGGCCUUCGGCGGGAGCAACAUUGAGCCCAGCGUGCGGAGCUGCUUCCAGCAUGGGACCAAUAAGGUGGAGCUUGAGCCGGGACAUUUUGUUGAUUGGAUGAGAUUGGAGCCGCAGUCCAUGGUUUGGCUUCCGGUUCUACACAGAGUGGCCGCGGCGGAAACGGCCAAACAUCAGGCCAAGUGUAAUAUCUGUAAAGAGUUCCCUAUCGUCGGCUUCAGAUAUCGUAGCCUGAAGCAUUUCAACUAUGACGUGUGUCAGAGUUGUUUCUUCUCUGGUCGUACAGCGAAGGGUCAUAAACUGAACUAUCCUAUGGUGGAGUACUGCACACCGACCACCUCAGGAGAAGACAUGAGAGAUUUCACCAAAGUCUUAAAAAACAAGUUUCGCUCCAAGAAGUAUUUCGCAAAACAUCCUCGCCUGGGAUACCUGCCCGUCCAGACGGUCCUAGAAGGAGACAACAUGGAAACUCCGGUCACUCUCAUCAGCAUGUGUCCAGAGGAGUAUGAGCUGUCCUCAUCUCCACAACUUCCUCAUGAUGACACACAUUCGCGGAUAGAGCAUUUCGCCAGCAGGUUGGCACAGAUGGAGAGAUCCAACGGCUCUCUGCCGACAGACACCAGCUCAGCCACGGGAAGCAUGGACGAGGAGCACGCUUUAAUUCUGCAGUACUGUCAGACUUUAGGAGGGGAGGGAUCAUCCUAUAGCCAACCCCAAAGCCCUGCCCACAUCAUCAGAAGCCCCGCCCCUGAUGUCCACAGCCCCUCCUACAUACUUCAGAGCCCCGCCCAGAUUCUGCAAGCAGUGGAGCGGGAGGAGCGAGGAGAACUGGAGCGAGUCAUAGCUCGACUGGAGGAGGAGCAGCGGUGUCUUCAGAAAGAGUACGAACAGUUGCGGCAGCAGCACGGGCAGACCGGUGCGGGAGCCGUAGCUGUUAGCGGGACACCCGAUGAAGCUGACCUGUUAGCCGAAGCUAAACUCCUGAGACAGCAUAAGGGACGACUGGAGGCUCGCAUGCAGAUAUUAGAGGAUCAUAACAAACAGUUAGAGUCCCAACUCUACCGACUACGCCAACUACUGCAUCAGCCUGAGUUAAAUGGCACGUCCUCUAGUUCUCUUCAUCCGGAUUCAAGUGGACAAACCGAUUUCGCAGAUGAGUUUCUGGAUGAAUGUGCUAACAUAAGCUCUGAUCUGACUGAGGUUAUGGAACAGAUUAACAACAGUUUUCCUGCAUGCUCUCCAUCAAGUGUGUCCUCCAGACCCAAGGUGAUGUGAAGGUUGUCCACAGGAACUCCCUUUGAGGAGCAGACAUUUUUUCAGAGCUCCACAUUAAAUCGACGUGACAAUAUUGCCAUUCCAGAGAUGGAGAUUUCCAGCUGUUUCCUAGACUGAGAUGGACCCAAAGACUGGACCAUAACAUUCAUUUUAAUGGCUAUUAAUACUGCGUCUGUCUCUGUACUAUGCAAUUGUACAUUUGAUUAACAUGUAGAUUGUACGUGAGGUGUAUUUGCCCAUUGUUUUAAUAUUCCAGUGAUUAUUUAGGGUUAUGGGAGUCAUUUAUUCGGUAUCCUGUAUGCUUUUCUUUUGCGUUCACCAGGAACAAGAGUGUUGUCACAUAAACAGUUUGCAUUAUUUUCUUUGUUAAAUCAGCACGCAUUAUCUUUCUACAGAUAUUAGAGAGGUUGUUAGUUUAGUCCGAAAGCUUCAUAUGUGUCAGUGAAUAUGAAGACGAAACAUGUUUUACGUCGUUGCGUUAAAAUUUCAGCCUGUUUUUUUUUUGUUCUUGCCAGUGUUUGCUGUAACUCUUUAAAUUAUCUUUUCCACAAUGUUUGUCGUGUGUUUGAACAGUCACUGCAUUUCCACAAUGCACGCACAGAUGUCAUUAAUGUUCAGAUGCAUCAAAAACACCCUUUUGUGCCUAUAAAGCAUCCAUUCCAGGAGACGAGCGGGCGAUAGAUGCCGUAAUCCUCAUUGGAUCAUGUAGAAAGAUUAUAUUAUUAAAAGAUGUUGGACAUUUCUAGGAUGUUUGGCCCAAGAUGAUUUAUCUUUGUGUAGUAUAGUUUUAUAAAUAAAUGUUUUAAAAAAUUAGAAGUAAGCCAUGAUUGCCUUGCUACCUCAGAUAUCAUCCUUCGUUCAUUGGUUCAUUAGCGUGAAAUGUUUUCAUCUGGUCCAAAACGUUGCUCCUGUUAUGUGAGUAAUCUGCCCUGAAGACUAGGUUGUGCUUAUAUUUUUCCAAAUGUCCUUUUCACGUUUCUACAUUGGUGUAUUUGUGUCGCGCUAUACCGUCAAUGAAGCGUUACAAUUUAGCGUUACUGUAACAUCUGCAAAACGUUGAUUCUGACCUGUUAAAGUCUUAACGUCACCGAUGCUGUGCUGUUCUGACCCGACAUAGAUCGAUUAAACCCACCACACUACAUGUAAUGAGGUUUCAUGUUUUAUUCCAAAUAAAGCUUUUAUAAUGAA